Messenger RNA from Callorhinchus milii (elephant shark), 795 nucleotides. RefSeq names its product alpha-1-acid glycoprotein. The transcript is spliced from 6 exons. Lineage: Eukaryota; Metazoa; Chordata; Chondrichthyes; Chimaeriformes; Callorhinchidae. Bases 28 to 666 code for a protein of 212 amino acids. The record is from RefSeq and is a predicted model, not a curated record.
GCAGCACCGACAGACCCAAGAAGAAGAAUGGCUGUUUCCGUCCUCUUGUUCAUCUCUGUGGCUCUGGCUGGAGUUCUCAGCACUGCUUCGCAGGCCUGUAAACUCGAACCAGUAAAGAUCGACCUUGCAAACCCACAGCUAGCUGGAAAAUGGUACUUCAUCCAAGUAGCUACAGAGGUGGAGCUAUAUCAAGCACGUUUUGCCAACAUUGACAAUUCAUAUUUCAUAAGCACUCCUGACGUCAAACUGAACAAAACAAAUAUAAAAGAAUACAGCCAACUAGGAGACUUGUGUUUGUCUACAAAUACAGACUAUGUCGUAUUGGAAAAUGGGUAUGAAUUUACAGAUGGAGCCAAGAACAUCAACAACUUUCGGAUCAUCAAAUCGAAGAUAGACAACAUGUUGAUCAUAGACUAUCAAUAUCAAAUUGAGAAGAUGGACUACCACAUGCUAACUCUUUUCAAACGGAAUCCAACCGCCUCAAAGGAAGAGAUGGAAAUCUUUGAAAGCUACACAAAAUGCCUGGGAUUAGAUAAGGAUAAAAUCAAAGCAUUUCCUCGAAACAAGAGCGAGUGCAAAGAAGAGAAACAAAUAAACUCAUUCAAUGCUACAACACAAGCACAGGAUUUCCUGGAAGAAAAAGUUUUGCAAAAUAGAAACAUCUGAACCUAAUCAAGACAGAACUCACUGAAGCGCAAAGCAACUGCAAGAAACUUACAUCAUCCAGAAUCUUUAAACUUUCUUCAUCGUAUCUUCAUCAAUUUUGGCUCAUUUUCAAUAUCUAAUUUGCUUUAA